Caenorhabditis bovis is the source of this 1227-nucleotide messenger RNA. NCBI's taxonomy places the organism in Eukaryota, Metazoa, Nematoda, Chromadorea, Rhabditida, Rhabditidae. The record is from the annotation of a GenBank genome assembly.
AUGUCGGCUACGGCACUAUCCUUGAAAGCUGUUCAACAUCAAGUAUCACUUCAAAAUGAAAAGUCGAGUGAGGAUGAUGUAAAAUCGUGCGAAUAUCAAAUUAUCACAUUUGCCAAGCAAUUAGCCGCUGAAAAAGACGCCGCAGGAAUUCAAAAUCUUUUGAUCGCUAUAAGACCGUUCUACGAUGUUGUCGGAAAGGCGAGAGCUAGUAAAUUGAUUCGAGAACUCGUUGAAUGCUCAUUGUCUAUUGAGCAGGCCAAAGAUGAAAAAAUAGCUCUUCUGAAACACUGCAUUGACUGGGCGACGGAGAAUCAUCGCGAAUUUCUUCGAAGAAACCUCAAGGCUCGUCUAGCUCGCCUUUACAACGAUGUUCGCGAAUACACAGAAGCAUUGAAACUAGCUCAUGAGCUCGGAAUUGAGCUCAAGAAGAUGGAGGAUCGCGAGCUGCUCAUCGAGCUUUCUCUAGAAGAAUCGAAAAGCGCGUUUUAUUUGAAUAAUUUCACCAAGGCCAAGUGCGCAUUGGUGACAGCCAAGACCAACGCAAACGCCGCUUUUGUGACGCCAAGUCUUCAGGCUUCCAUCGACCUCCAAUCCGGAAUUCUGUAUUCCGCCGAUGAAAAAGACUUCAAAACCUCAUUUUCAUAUUUCUAUGAGGCGUUUGAAGGCUACAAUGGCGUCAAUGACAAGGCGAAUGCGAUUCGCGCUGUGAAAUACAUGAUUCUAGCAAAGAUAAUGCUCAAUGAAAGCGAUCAGAUUCCGGCGCUUCUUGCCACCAAAGAGAUGGCGUCGAUGAAGGGACGAGAGAUCGACGCGAUUCGCGCAAUGUCCGACGCGUUUCGCAUCCGCUGCCUGAAAUCGUUUCAAGAGGCGUUGCGAAACUACAAGAGCGAGCUUGUUGAGGACAAAGUCGUCGCGGUGCACUCGCACAAUUUGGAAAAGCGAAUGGUUGAGAAGGAGAUCUCGCGAGUCAUCGAGCCCUAUUCGGAAAUUGGCCUUCCUUACAUUGCCCGCGUCAUCGGCAUGCCUGUGCAUAUUGUGGAGAAGGCGGUGGCGAGAAUGAUUUUGGACAAGAAGCUGUCGGGAUGCAUUGAUCAGCAUGUCGAAACGGUUAUCAUUCAUCCCAAAGCGAGCACGGAUAAACCGUUUAAACGAUCAUUGACGACAAUUCGAGAAGUUUCCAAGGCGGUUGAUGCUUCUUAUGACCGAGCUGCCCGUCAUAUUAAAUAA